CUCUUCUUUUGAGGAUUAACCCCAAUAGAUGGCGGCGUUGAAUAUUUCAAAACCCAAAAAUUUUGAAAUUUUUAAUUCAUUAAAUAUUUAAAUAUUAAAAUAUUUCUUAAUCUCGAAAAUUUUCUUUUUGUUUCACUAUAACGCACCCCGAAACCCUCCAGGUGUUAAUAAACUUAAAGAUCAACCAUCUGCUUUGAAAACAAUAACUAACCAAUUGACUCGUAAUAUUAAGCCCUUUAAAAAAUCGUGAUGGGCAGCUGAAACCUUCACGAAAACAACAAAAAAAAUGCAACUCCAUCCUUAUUCAUAAAUUAAGUACCCCACCUACUAGUUUUGAGUCCAGGUGUAUGCGGGUUCUAACCAUUUAAAACUGAUACCAGAUAAUGACGAUGUCUUCAGUCGAUUUUUAGGCGGCCAAAAAAGCCCUACGCAGAACUUUUUAGAGAAAAGAUACGAAAUGUCGUCGUCGGCGUGUAAUUUGACCCAAACUUUAUACUUGGGUCGCUGGGAUAAUGUCCACGAGUGGUUUGAAAGAAACGAUCAUAUGACGGCGCCAAUGGAACCAGAUGCGGACGAUUUCAAAGAAAAAACGUCGUCCUUAGAAGAAAUAGGCGAAGAGACUUUAGAAAAUCUGGGUGAUGAAGGUAAGAAGAACAAGAAGUACAUUCACGUGCCCCACAGCGAGAAGCCGCCUCAGGUUGUGGCUAAGAGGAACGCGCGGGAAAGAAGAAGAGUCCAAGCAGUGAAUAGUGCCUUUAGCAAGUUAAGAAAAGCUAUACCUUUGGAUAAUAACAGGGGGAAACGUGUUAGUAAAGUAAAAACUUUAAAGUACGCUAUUAGGUAUAUUCAAGGCUUAAAGGAUCUAUUAAAUGAAGACUUUGGGUAUGGGAUUUAUCGAAGUGAUGAAGGGUUUGGAUAUGGUGAACAUUCUUUUUGGGACUAAAAUGUUGUGUUAUACAGAGUAAUUCUGAAUUACAUCAAGGUUCAAAGUGUUUACUAAAAACAUAAAGUUUAAGACUAGAAUUAAGAAAGAAGUUGUCAGAAAUAAGCAAAUUCUAGUAGAAUCUAUCGAAAGUUAAUUUUGAGCUCAGCAAAAACUUUCCAAAAGAUACCAAGAAUAUGCAUGUUCAAAUAAAGCCUCUCAAAAUUUUGAAAAAACUAAGAUGGCCAAAAUUAUUAUAUUAAUUACAUCGUCUUGCACAACAUUUUCUCAAGUUGUUUUUAGCAAAAAUGUGGGAAACGUUUCAAUGGCAUAAUAAAUUUUUAUGCUCAGUAAAUAUUUUUCUAAAAUCUAAAAUGGGUACUAAACACAUUAAAUGACCCACUUCUUGAAAUAAUUGGAUAAUAUACGAAAUGGCCCCGUUAAACAUAGUUUUCGCUUUAAGAUCGCUUUCAUAGAUAGUCUCGUGAUUGAUAUGCAGGACGUUUUUAUAGAUCGUGUCACAUGCAAAUUUUGGAAGACAAAUCAUAUUAUGCCAAAAAUAAAUCAACAUAAACAACUAUUUUCUACGCUUCUAGAAACUAAUGUUUAUCAUCAAACAUUUUUGGCAAUUUUAUCAUAUGUAGGUUGUCGAGUAUUGUGGUUGAGCUUACUGAGGAAUUUUUAAGUAGACGAGCAUGUCUCGUAAAGGAGAAUGAUUAUUACUCAAGCCCCGCGAGCUUUAUUUCCGGUGUUUCUCUGGUUUCUAUUUUAAGAACCUUGCUGUUCUCUGUUUAUACAUCACAAAUGAUCUCACAUAUUCAGUAUUUCUGCUUUUUUCGAAGUAUCUCUAACAAGCCAUGUUUUACGUUAAAGUAUUCAAGUAACAAGACUAUAACCUAUUUUUUUUAAAUCUUGGCAUCCCUUUGAUUAGAUGCAGAGGUAUGGUGGUUUCAUCGAAUAUGAGUCUCCAAUGUUCAAUGUGGUUAUGUGAUUAUUGUCCAACAAGCUGCUAAUAAGCAUAUUCAACAAGUUUCCCUUAAAAUUUGAUAUAACCUAACCCCAAUCAUUCCUUUACAACCUCAAAAAGUAUCAUUUUUUAAUUCCUAAACGCAAUUUAGCA
Onthophagus taurus is the source of this 2042-nucleotide messenger RNA. Its product is annotated as achaete-scute complex protein T3. NCBI's taxonomy places the organism in Eukaryota, Metazoa, Arthropoda, Insecta, Coleoptera, Scarabaeidae. The record is from RefSeq and is a predicted model, not a curated record. Gene Ontology annotation, molecular function: RNA polymerase II transcription regulatory region sequence-specific DNA binding; DNA-binding transcription factor activity, RNA polymerase II-specific; protein dimerization activity. Gene Ontology annotation, biological process: developmental process; regulation of transcription by RNA polymerase II.